UGACGGGUCGGAGUUCAAAGUCACGCAGUGCGGCUGCAUCAUGGCGGUGCAGUUGGGACGCAGAGUCCUGUGGACGGCGCUCCGCCAGCAGGCACCGGGCCGGGCGGCGGGCGGCCUCCCCGCCCGGGACCGGGCCGUGUGGUGCGGGGCGGCGCCGCAGUGCUCCCGCCUCGGCGUCGUCGCCACGCGGCGCUACAGCUCCGACCACAAGGAGGACCUGCGCGUCCGGUACCUGGACGGAGAAGACUCCGGGAUCGUUGUUGUUGGGAUGAAUCGACCAAAAGCCAAAAAUGCCAUCAGCAGAAAUCUGGUUAAACUGUUGUUCGAGGCCGUGGAGGACAUCAAGAAGAACAACCGCGUGCGCAGCGUCAUCUUCUGCAGUCUGGUUCCGGGGAUCUUCUGUGCAGGUGCAGACCUGAAGGAACGGACCAAGAUGCAGCCCAGCGAGGUGGGUCCGUUCGUGUCGAAGGCCAGAGCCCUGAUCUCAGAGAUGGGGAACCUGCCCGUGCCGACCAUCGCGGCCAUCGACGGAGCCGCUUUAGGAGGAGGUCUGGAAAUGGCGCUCUCCUGCGACAUCAGGAUUUCUUCCAAUGACGCAAAGAUGGGUCUUGUGGAGACUCGACUGGCCAUCAUUCCUGGAGGAGGAGGCACGCAGCGCCUCCCGCGGGCGAUCGGCGUCUCCCAGGCGAAGGAGCUGAUCUUCUCGGCGCGGGUGGUGCAGGGGGCGGAGGCGUGCCGCCUGGGGCUGGUCAACCACUCGGUGGAGCAGAACGAGAGCGGAGACGCCGCCUACCUGCGUGCUCUGGAGCUGGCCCGGGAGAUCAACCCUCAGGGUCCCAUCGCGGUCAGGAUGGCGAAGCUGGCCAUCAACCAGGGCAUUGAGGUGGAUUUGGUUACAGGUCUGGCCAUAGAGGAGGCGUGCUACGCCCAGGUGAUUCCCACUAAGGACCGUCUGGAGGGCCUGGCCGCCUUCAAGGAGAAGCGGCGUCCCAACUACAAAGGGGAGUGAAGGGCAGCCGCUCCAUCAACGCAUCAACCCGAGGGACGGCGGCGUGACGGCGGCUGCGGCACGCCGGGCGCCACCACGGACCGGCGGAGUCUACUAACCGUUCACCGAGAAACCAAGACACUAACCAAGCAUCGGCCUCGGCCCGCAGGGUCCCAGCAACCCCCUGGAGGCCAUCAACCAUGACGUAGAAAACCAACGAUAGAGGACAUAGAGAGUGUCCUGCACACGAUCGACCAACCUACAGGUUUAUUAGUAUCCUGCUACUGCAUGACAUCACCCAUCAGGUUUAUUUUUCUUUUCUUCACUUGAAUAAAAUGGUUUGGAUUUGC
Salarias fasciatus (jewelled blenny) is the source of this 1338-nucleotide messenger RNA. RefSeq names its product AU RNA binding protein/enoyl-CoA hydratase (gene auh). Gene Ontology annotation, molecular function: enoyl-CoA hydratase activity. The transcript has 10 exons. Gene Ontology annotation, biological process: fatty acid beta-oxidation. The record is from RefSeq and is a predicted model, not a curated record. Gene Ontology annotation, cellular component: mitochondrion. Bases 41 to 1009 code for a protein of 322 amino acids. Lineage: Eukaryota; Metazoa; Chordata; Actinopteri; Blenniiformes; Blenniidae.